Molecule: messenger RNA, 1371 nt
Organism: Stylonychia lemnae
Lineage: Eukaryota; Ciliophora; Spirotrichea; Sporadotrichida; Oxytrichidae
Source: the annotation of a GenBank genome assembly
AUGUUUCAAAAGUAAUUGCUUAGAAUCAAUGAAUACAAUUGUAAAUUAGGAGCAAACUUUUCAUCAAUAAACGCAUCACAAAACUUCAAUGAUUCUGAUUUGAUUUCUAACUAUGGUUCUUGCAUGAAUUCUUAAAAUGAAAUCUCAUCAAUCAAAAUUUAAAUUAAAGAUCAAUGCGGAGGUUUGAAUGAGAUUCUUAGCAUAUUUAAGUCAUUUAAAAUUGAAAUAACCAGAGUAUAAUCUAAGCCUUACCUCAUUUGGCAAGAUAAAUAAAUAAUUAACUACUACCUUGAUUUUCAAAGGAUUCUUCAGGAGUAAAAGAUUAUGAAACUAAUAUAAAAGUUAGAAAUUAUUAGUUAGUCAGUGGAAUUGCUAAAAAUGCCAGAAGUUCCAUGGUUCCCUUAAUAAUUGAAUGAUUUGGAUCUUUAUGAGAAUUCAACCAUUUAAACAGAAAGUGAAACCUAAAAAUAGGAAUUGCUUUACUUUAAAGAUGAAAACUAUUAACAAAGAAGAAAAUCAAUAAGUUUGACUGCUUCAAAAUAUAAAAUUAAUGACAAAAGCCUUCCUAUUAUUGAGUAUACAAAUAAUGAUGAUUAUGUUUGGAAUUAUUGCUUUACUAGACUAGAAAAACUUUAUAAGAAGUUUGCUUGUGAAGAAUAUAAUUGGGCGUUCGAUCAAUUCAAGAAAAAUUUUUCUAAUUUUGAUAAAAAGGUUCCAUAGCUAAAUGAUGUCUCAAUUUAUUUAUAAUCCUAAACAGGUUGGAGACUCAAGCCAGUUGCAGGAAUGCUGAGCAAAAGAGAAUUUUUGAAUGGAUUAGCAUUUAGAGUAUUUCACAGUGUUCAAUUCAUCAGGCAUCAUAGUGUACCACUAUUUGCAUUUGAACCGGAUAUUAUUCAUGAUCUACUUGGCCAUGCCCCAAUGUUUGCAAUUUAAGAUUUUGCCGAUUUUUCCUAAUAAAUAGGCAUGGCCUCUCUUGGUGUUAGCGAUGAAGAACUUGAAAAAUUAGCUGCAAUAUAUAUGUAUACUAUAGAGUUCGGUAUGUGCCGAGAAAAUGGAUAACUAAAAGCUUAUGGAGCUGGAUUAAUGGGAAGUGUAAAUGAAUUAGAGUACUGUGUGAGCGAUAAACCUAAGCAUUUACCAUUUGAUCCUUUUGUUAUUUGCUAAGAUCACAUGGGUUAUCCAUUGAAUGCAUUACAACCUGUAUAUUUUGUUGCAGAUUCAUUCUCCAAAGUGGUGAAAUAAAUUUCAAGCUACUGUGAUUAGAUCAAUCGCCCUUUCAAUGCUACUUACAUAGCGAGAGAGUAAAGAAUAUUUCUUGAUAAAUAAGUUAAAAUGAUAUAAGCAAUAAACAAAGUACCAUAAUUUUUAUGA